GGUAGACAGACAGAUAGGCCAUCCAAUCAGACCGGCUUGUAACAGGCCUGCCACUACCACUGCCUUUUUUGUAUAAGCAUUAGAAUUAUUGAUUGUUGUCACAGUGUAAACAUAAUUACAGCAAUAUGACAAGAAAUGCUUCGAAAAUAAAUGCCCUACCCUAGCUUUAAUAUUUUGGUUCUUAAGUUGUUUUUUAAAUAUAUGAGUGACAGUAAAGUCAUGACGUUGGUCUCAGAUGUUAUUAGGUAGGACUUGAAACCAUGACUACACUGGUGAUGAUGACACCACCUACCGAUAUUACUAAAGAGACCUGAUAUAUAGGAAGACGGAGCAGGCAGAAGGUCGGACCAUCCCUUAGCCUCCGAGAAUAUUCACCACUAUACGGUCCACUCUGUACUCAGAACCAUUGUCUGUAUGUAAUCGGAAGUGAUUUCUUUAUUUUUUUUUAUUGAACGUCUUUUACAUUGGGUAACAUAGGGUCGCUAUGAAGAUUGUCUUGGAACUAAAUGGUUGUCGUUUUAUUCGUCCUUUGUAACAUUGUCCUUAGGGACCUUACUGUUUUAGCCGCUAUGCAGAGUGAAGGAUUUUUGAGGGUUAAUGUUAGUGGUAGCGUGGAGUAUCAGGCGUCACAGGAGAUGAUUGUGUUCUGCACAUUAUCUGUGGGGCUAAGCUGCUCUUUUAUCUACGUGAACUGUGUUCUGUUGUACACCUUGAGGAGCAAGCCAGUUUUUCGUGAGACGUCCCGUUACAUUCUGUUGUUUAACCUUCUCUUCGCAGAUACUGCCUAUCUUGUGACAAGUUUGUUACUUUACAUACUGGCUGCUUGCAGGUUGAGGCUGAAAUUGUAUGUUUGUGGUUUGCUUACAAGCAUCGGCGUUUUAGAAGACAUAAUCUCUCCUCUUACUCUAGCAGUGAUGUCCAUUGAGAGAUAUGUGGCUGUGUGCUUUCCUAUGAGACAUACAGACCUUGCCACCGUCAGAAACACAGGAGCAGCCAUCGCGCUUGUGUGGACCAUCUCUGGGGGCAAUGUUUUAAUGCGAGUGUUAAUACUUAUUGGUUGGAAAAAUGAUUUAGAUCUGAAUGUGGAAAUGAAAGACUUCUGCUCGAAAGAGGCAAUGUUCCUGGCACCGAUUUCCAGUCAAGUUGAUAAAGCAUUUUCCAUUUUUGUGUUUGCAUUUGGGGGAUUUGUAACUAUUCUUUCCUAUGUUGGUGUGACGUUGGUAGCCAGGUCAGCCUCGACAGAAAAAGCUACUGCCAGCAAGGCCGGAAAAACAGUUUUACUUCACAUGAUUCAGUUGGUGCUGAUUCUUAUCGCUACUAUCUACUCUAGCAUCCUCCUUAGCUUUGCAAGAACAGUGGAUAGAACAACUCUGAUCCGUCUCUACAACAGUUUUUAUGUGUGUUUGAAUAUAUUUCCCAGGUGUCUCAGUGCUCUUAUCUAUGGGCUCAGAGACAAAACCAUCAGACCUGUCCUCUUGAAAAGACUCUGUGGUCAACUUAAAUGCUUGGCCCCUACAUAACUGUGGAUGUCCAAACAUGGAUUUAGUCAAUGUCUUGUUCCUUGAAAUCUAAACUUUUUUUUGAAAGUCAUAAUUUAUUUGAAAAGUUGUCAAAUAAUAAUUUCGCUAAAGAGUCAUAUGGUUGAAAGUCUGUAUCAUGGAAGUUAUGCAAACACCUAGGGUUAUCCCAAAGCAUAUAAGAAUGUCAUUGGUUUAAAAACUUGCUGUAAAUUGUUGUUUUGUGACACGAAAAGAUUGAUAAAAUAAAAAUGUGUUCUGAAAGUGCUAAAUGUUGUAACUGUAAUACAUAUAAUAAUAAGUGCUGUUAAAAUGAGCGUGCUAUUAACACUAUAACGCAAUCUUAUUUUAAUUUGAUAACCCUAACCCUACAAUUGAAGUAAGUGACAGGCUGCUUACAAUUCCCAAAUCUGUGGUGCUACUUAUUUGAAUUGAACUACACUUGUAUUACCUGUUGGUUUACAAUUCUACUAAGUAACUGCCUGUUUGCAAUUCCCUAAUCGGUGGUGUUCUGUAAGUUUGAUAUUCAACCCACACUGAGUGACUGAGUCAAUAUAUCACCCUCAAGAUCACUUGGUCUAGUUUUUCUUUAUCAAGUACAUUUGGUAUGAUGAUAAUGUGUCAUUCCAUUUGAUAAUCUCAUUUAACUUCAAUUGGAUUGGAUUUUAAAAAAAAAGUGAUUAAUCGUAAAUUAACUCACCAAUACUAUGUGAUUAAACUUUUUAAUCGUUUGACAGC
Messenger RNA from Gadus morhua (Atlantic cod), 2255 nucleotides. Its product is annotated as odorant receptor 131-2-like. Gene Ontology annotation, biological process: detection of chemical stimulus involved in sensory perception of smell; G protein-coupled receptor signaling pathway. Gene Ontology annotation, molecular function: olfactory receptor activity; odorant binding; G protein-coupled receptor activity. Bases 507 to 1520 code for a protein of 337 amino acids. Lineage: Eukaryota; Metazoa; Chordata; Actinopteri; Gadiformes; Gadidae. The transcript has a single exon. Gene Ontology annotation, cellular component: membrane. The record is from RefSeq and is a predicted model, not a curated record.